Alligator mississippiensis (American alligator) is the source of this 12361-nucleotide messenger RNA. RefSeq names its product zinc finger and BTB domain containing 4 (gene ZBTB4). Bases 4498 to 7890 code for a protein of 1130 amino acids. The record is from RefSeq and is a predicted model, not a curated record. The transcript is spliced from 3 exons. NCBI's taxonomy places the organism in Eukaryota, Metazoa, Chordata, Crocodylia, Alligatoridae. Gene Ontology annotation, biological process: regulation of immune system process; regulation of cytokine production; negative regulation of transcription by RNA polymerase II. Gene Ontology annotation, molecular function: protein binding.
AGUUUGGACACCUGGGUUUCCUCCCUGUCCCGGGGCAUUCAGGGUCAGGCAGGAGUGCUGUAACCUCCAACUGACAGCACAACUACAACCAAUACCCUUGAAUCCCUGUCCUGGGAUAUUUUGGGGUACUGUAGCCUCCGAUUGACAGUGUGGCUACAAUCAAUAUCCCUGAAUCCCUGGUGAGGGGCAGUAUUGUAGCCUCCGAUUGACAGCAUGGUUGUGAUGCAUGCCUCCCCGCCCCCAUUGACACCUGGUUGUACGUGUCAUGGGCACUCAUGCUGUACACGUCAUACGCGCCCCUCUGGUGCUGUCUGGUUGUACCUGUGACAUGACAAAAUGGGUGUACACAAUAGGUACGGCGUGAUAGAGAUGAGGGGAGGUGAACCUAUCUACACACCCAUACAACACACAACACAGCAUGCCACAUGGCUACACACAAUCCUCCCUUUCACAAGCAUGUGAUCACAGACCUGUACAAUACACAGCCGACACGCACAGCCCUACUGACACCCCUGCCUCUGUAUGCCAGACUGUGCUCAUCACAUAUACCCUCCUGUUUCAUUGAGCUGUACGCAUCACAACCCCAGUGAUGUCACACUGUGCGCACUGCAUUCAUCCCCCAUUUCCAUCACGCUGUACCUGUCACAUACACCCUUUUAGUCAGGCUGUACCUGUCACAGGCAUCACCAGUGAUGCCAGACUGUAGGUGUCCAAUACCCCCCCACCUGUUACAUCACACUGUAUGCAUCACGCCCCCCAGUUAUAGCUCACUGUGUCUUCUAAGACCUUCUGGUUACAUCACGCUGUACACAUCGCACCUCCAUCACAUACCCCUUCCAGUUACAUUGUACCACAUAUAUUACAUGCUCUCCAGUUACAUGUCACACUCUACGUCACCUUUUUUCAUCACACGCUACAUCACCUACUCCACUCCUGUGACAUCAUUAUACAAGCCCUUAUUCAUGUCAGGCAGUUGCACACCCUGAGUUAUGUUACAAUGUCCUGUUACAUACCCCUGCCCCCAGUUACAGCACAUUGCGUGCACGCAUCAUAUUUCCAGUUACAUCAAAGUGUAUGUCAGUAUACACAUCACAUACACUCCCCUGUAUGAGCCGUGUGUGUCUGACUGUAUGCAUUACAUACCUCCCAGUGAUGUCACACUGUGCCAAUUGCGUACCCUGCUCCUGUACCUGUCACACACACCACUGUUUUAUAUCAGUGUUAACAUGACCUGACAUGCACUUCCCCACCCUCAUGAUAUCCAAUUGUACCUCUCCCAUACAAACUCACAUACAUACACCUGGAAGCCACACACCUAGAUUUAUGACUAUCUGGAUGUAUUACACACACUUCCAUUGGGGAGCCCCCAUCAGACAGCCCCCGCCUCCCCCAUCUCCUAUACUUCAGUGAUGUCAGCCUGUGUCACAUCAUGUGGUAUCUGUUGCAAGUACCCCCUUCCUACAUCACCUGACAUGUACACCCCUAGUUAUAACAGAGUAUACCUGCUCUUACAAGUCACGUACCUCAUUGGUGCAACCCCAUUAUGUCAGACUUUAACUGAUGUCAGACAGCCUCACUAAUACAACCUUAUUGCAAAGAACCCAGGUGUCCUGGCCCUGCUGUCCUAUACCAGAGCCACGGUACAAACAGUCUCAUUGUACCUCAUUGUGAUACACCUUCAUAGAAUCAUAGAAGUAGGGUCAGAAGGAACCUUGUAGAUCUUCAAGUCCAACCCCCUGGCUGGGCAGGAGAGAAACUGGGCUCAAGUGACCCCAGCCAGGUAGGCAUCGAGCCACUUCUUAAAGACCCCCAGAGUAGGAGCCAGCACCACUUCCCUUGGAAGUCGGUUCCAGAUCCUAGCCGCCCUGACAGUGAAGUAGUUCCUACGGAUGUCUAAUCUAAACCUACUCUCCAACAACUUGUGGCCGUUAUUUCUUGUUAUCCCUGGGGGCGCUAGGGGAAACAAGGUCUCCCCCAAACCUUUCUGAUCCCCCCUAGUGAGUUUAUAGACGGUCACAAGGUCCCCCCUCAGCCUUCUCUUGUGAAGGCUGAACAGGUUCAGGUCCCGUAGCCUCUCAUCGUAGGGUCUGCCCUGCUGUCCCCAGAUCAUGCGGGUGGUCCUCCUCUGGACCCUCUCAAUGUUGUCCACAUCCCUCUUGAAGUGGGGUGCCCAGAACUAGACACAGUGCUCCAGCUGUGGUCUGACCAGUGUCGCGUAGAGGGGGAGGAUCACCUCCUUGGCGCUACUUGAGAUGCACCUGUGGAUGCAUGAUAGGGUCCGGUUAGCCCUGCCGACCAUGACCUCACAUUGUCGGCCCAUGUUCAUCUUGGAGUCACCUUGCCUGAUCUCUGAUUGAUGGGGACUAUACCUUGGGCACACGGAUGUAACAGCGUAGCUGUGAUGCACCUUUCCACUCAUCCCUGCUGGCCUCCAGCUGUACCUGGGACACAGAACACACCAGUGACAUGAGUGGUGUGCUGUGAGCCAUCUUCCCCUGUUUCCUGUAUCUCUGACUGUACCAGCUGUAACACGCUACCCCCCUCCCCACAUGCACAUAUCUGAUACUUUCUAACUGUACCUGGGAUACUGCAGUUACAUUACAGCAUGGGUGGGCAAUUAUUUCAGGCAGAGGCCUGCUUACUGAGUUUUCGCAAGCCAUUGAGGGCCACAUGACAGGCAGCCAGGGGCAGAUAAAUAUUACUUUUCUAAAUUUUUUAGGGGCCCUGAGGGCCGGAUAGAAUGGUCUGGUGGGCCGCAUCUGGCCCAUGGGCCACAUUUUGCCCACCCCUGCAUUACAGUGUAAUUAGGAUACACCUUCCUCUAAGUCAGAGGUUCUCAAACUGUGGUCCACGGACCAUCACUGGUCUGCAAGCUCCAUUCAGGUGGUCUGCAGAAAGGUUGCGGACCAGUCGAGAAUAUCUGUAUUUGGCCCUGCGCUUGAUUUAUUUUUUCUGACGAUGGAGGUUAAGUGAUCUGCCAAGACCUUCAGCAAUUUUCAAGUGGUCCACGAAAAAAAAUGUUUGAGAACCACUGCUCUAAUUAGGUCUUACCACUUCCGCCUAUAGCUGAAAUACAAUGCAUGCCCCAGGUGCAUCAAGGUGUAGCUUCAAUAUACCGCCUCAGAUGACCUCCGUGUAUAUUUGAAACAUAUAUCCCCCAGAUCAAUUGGAGUGUGGCUGGGAUAUACCAUCCACCCCAUCUGGCUACAAUGUGCCCCAGACACAUCUGAAUGUAACUGUGAUACACUGUCAACCCUGUUAGACUGUACUUGGGAAACUUAACACACCCCAGAUACAUCAGUGUAGCUGUGGUACACCAUUCUCCUCCCAUCCCAUCUGACUGUAUGUUGAGCAGACCUCUUCCCCCGACAUGUAAGAGUAUAGCUGUGAUGUCCUAUCCACCCUGUCUGAUUGUAUCUAGAGCACACCGUGUACCCAAGACAGAGCGUGGCUGUGAUAUACUGAUCCCAUCUGACUCUUCUGGACCUCCAGGGGGUCUAGAACAGCUUUAGGAACACAACCCAUGUGCUAGAUGCAUCCGUGUGUGGCUGUGAGACACCACCCAGCCUAUCUAACUACCUGGGACACACCACAUACAGCACACACAUAUAAGAGCCUGGCUGUGAUAUACUGAUCACUUUCGAUUGUUCUAGACCUGCAGGGGGGUCUAAAAAGUUCUGGGAACCCAAUCCAUGUCCCAGAUGCAUCCAUGUAGUUGAGACAUCACCCACUCCAUCUGACUGUACCUGGGGCAUACCAUGUACCCCAGACACAUCAGAGCGUGGCUGUGAUAUACUGAUCGCUUCCGGCUGUUCUAGACCUCCAGGGCAUCUAGAACAGCUCUGGGAGCACAUCUCUUACCCCAGACACAUCUGAGCAUGGCCAUGAUGCACCGUCCACCCUGCCUGACUGUACUUGGGAUACAAGUUGUCUCCUGGAUCCAUCUGCCAGUCCUCCUACAACCCCCUCCCUCCUCCCCUCCGCAACGGGCACAGGCGUCUCCGGUAUCCUGACACAGAUACCCCAGUGACCUCAACCUGUCCCCAUGACCUGCCUGCCCCGAUCUGCCAUGCCGCAAGGAUGACGCUACCCUGUUAUGGGCUGUCAGUCGCAGUGGCCCAGGGCUGAAAUUUAAUUCCUGGCUACGUUGUUAUGUGGGGUUUUUUGUUGGUUUUUUUUUUUUUUUUUUUUUUGCUGCACCUCUUGCCGCUAAUCUAGCUGACAUCACAGCCUCUCCGGAAACACACGGUGGGGGGAGGGGGGGGGAGUGGAAAUCACGCUGACUACAGCGUGAGCUCGGCUGACGCAGUGAAUUUUGCAGGCCAGGGGCCUGAUCCCGCUCCCUACAGUCGGGGGGAGGAGGGCUGGGAGCAGAAGCACCGAAACGGUGACACGUGAUCCUCACCGUAUGGCUCUGCGCGUUGUGUCGGGGUUGCAGCCGCGGCAUCACAACCACGUGGCCCAUGAGGUCUCCUCUUGCAGCUCUGUGGCAUCACCAUGGCUCCCGUCGUGGAGGUCGCGGACGCCGGGCACCCCAGUUCCCUGCUGGUGCAGCUGAACGAGCAGCGCCUGCGUGGACAGUUCUGUGACGUCACCAUCAUUGCUGAGGACACCAAGUUCAAGGCUCACAAGAACGUCUUGGCCGCCUCCAGCCCCUACUUCAAGGAGGUGCUGAGCGAGGAGCCAGCCGGGCGCCAGCCGGGCCAGGUCCUGGAGCUCCCCGACAUCCAGGCCGGCGUCUUCUCUGACGUCCUCAACUUCAUCUACAACUCCCGCCUCUCCGUGCCCAGCCCCGCAGCUGCCAAGGAGAUCGGGGCCGUGGGACGCCGCCUGGGCAUCUCCUGCCUGGAGGACCUGGACCCACCACGGGACAUGAGUGGGGCCGGCUGGAGCCCCGACGGCACUGGUGCCGACUCCGUGUCUUCCACCCGCUCCUGCUCCUCCCCUGUGGACCUGACGUGCCCGUCCCGCUUAGCUGAGCCCCCCGAGGGUGAUGCCGAGACGGCCAAGAUCCUCUACGCCCUCAGCACAGGACCGCCCGAGCCAACUAGAGCCCUGCUGCCGGCCGUCUGGGAGCCCCCGAGUGGGGCGGCUUUGGACCCGCCGCCUGCCCCAGCCUCCCCGGCGCCACACGGGGCCUACCCUUGCGGGCUCUGCAGCCGGUCCUUCACCACCUCAGCCGCCCUGGGGCUCCAUGCCAAGCUGCACCGGGCCCGGCGGUCCCUCUCCUGCCGCCACUGUGGGAAGAGCUUCAUCCAUGUCAAGCGCCUGCAGACGCAUGAAGUCCUCUGCAAGGAAGCGACUGAGGAAGACGAGCGGGAGACUGAGGAAGCUGCUGCCGAGCCAGUGCCUCCAGCGCCACCACCACCACCGCCUUCCUCCCCUAAGCCAGCGUCUUCCAAGAAAAGCCUCCUCUUCCGGUCUCGGGGUCUGGCCCGGUUGGACUACGACCAGGACCACUUUGUGAAGGUGGUGGAUGGGCACCUCAUCUACUUCUGCACCGUGUGUGAGAGGUCCUACAUGACCCUGUCCAGCCUCAAGCGCCACUCCAACGUCCACUCGUGGCGGCGGAAGUACCCCUGCCGCUACUGCGAUAAGGUCUUCGCCCUGGCUGAGUACCGCACCAAGCACGAGGUGUGGCACACCGGCGAGCGUCGCUACCAGUGCAUCUUCUGCUGGGAGACCUUCGUCACCUACUACAAUCUGAAGACCCACCAGAAGGCCUUCCAUGGCAUCAACCCGGGGCUCAUCUCCUCCGAGAAGACCCCCAAUGGCGGCUACAAGCCCAAGCUCAAUGCCCUCAAGCUCUACCGCCUGCUGCCCAUGCGGUCCCAGAAGCGGCCCUACAAGACCUACAGCCAGGGGCUGGUGUCAGAUGCCCUCCUGCUGCCCUCCCGGCCCCUGCCCUUGGGGCUGGCCGAGAACCAGGCUGAUGUGUUCAGUGGCACUGAAGGCACUGAAGCCGAGCGGUUCCUUCUGCCGCCAGCUGCUGAGCAAGCUGGGCCACCGGAAGACACCCCGCUGGUGCCCGAGGACACGCGGCGAGGCCCAGACGUCCCCAGCGUCAUCGCCUAUGGGCACCCAGCACCCUCCGUCAUUGUGCACAGCACGUCGGUGGCUCCGGCUGGCGGUGCCCAGGCCCCGUCCGUCAUCACUUACAACACCAAGCCGCCUGAGCCGGCCUUCCUGCCUGAGCCAGCCUCAGCGCCGGCUGCAGUGAAGCCCAUCAAGAAGCAGGUGCUGAGGGACUACAUCCAGGCCCAGAAGGCAGCCGAGGAAGCUGGGGAAGAGGCCGAAGAGCAGCGCAAGGCGCGGGGCUCUGGCCCCCGGCCUGGCCGGACCAUGACGUACAUGGCCAAGCCAGCCUAUGUGGGGGCAGCCUCAGAGAGCCGUGCUGCACCGCUGUGCCAGAUCACGGUGCGCAUUGGGGAGGAAGCCAUUGUCAAGCGGCGCAUCUCGGAGACCGACCUCCGGUUGGACAAAGCCCCCCGUGCCGCCGCCCGCUUGGAGGCACCAGCCCGUGGCUAUGCCAAUGAGAGUGGCGAUGAGGACAGCGAUCGGGAUGCUGAAGACCAGCUGUGGCGGCCUUACUACAGCUACAAGCCCAAACGCAAAGGGGGCAGCGGGGCUGGCGCUGGUGUCCCCAAGGUGAAGAAGUCAUCGCGGUGGCGCCGCAAGCUGCGCUCGCUGCGGUGGAUGAAGCGGGGGGAGCCCGAGGUGGGUGAGGAAGAGGAGGAGGCAGCAACCGAGGACCCCAAGAUGGCCACCAAGAUGGCCUCUGUGCCUCACAAGGCGGUGCGGGGGGGCGGCAGCGAGUGGAAGCACGCGUGUGGGGCUUGCGGCAAGCGCUUCUCAGCCCUCAAGAAGCUGAGGAAGCACGAGCGGGUCCAUGGACGCCCCCCCGGCAGUGGGGACAAGGACGCCCCCGCACCUGCCCUGGCCCCAGCUCCCCGCGUGGGCCGCAAGCCCUCGGUCAAGUUCACGUGCGGGCACUGCGCCAAGGUGUGCAAGACGGCGGCUGCCCUCAGUCGCCACAUGAAGCGGCAUGAGGGUGAGCCCCGCGACGCCGCGCCACCUACCCCGGCCUCCGUCAUUGCCUACUCCAAAAAGCCCGAGCCGCUGGCGUCAGCACCGCCCCCCCCGGCACCAGCACCGCCAGCCGAUAUCAAGGAGGAGACCACCCAGGAGAUGCAGGUGUCAUCGUCCAGCGGGGAGCCAGCACCUGCAGGCCCCCCAGCCCUGGGCCUGGCCCCCGCACCCACUGCGUCGCCCACCCCAGAGCUGCCGGCAUUGGCUGUGCCGCCUGCCCCAGAGCCACCAGCCAGCACUAGCCGGGCCGCGUCCCUCCAGGACCCCGUCAUCUCCCACACCGGGCCGGCACCCAAGCCGGCAGAGGAGGACGAGGAGGAGGAGGAGGAAGAUCGGUACCCUGCGCAAGAAGCCCCGCUCCCGCUGCUGGCUCGGGGCCGGGAGGACAAGGCUGCCUACGUGGCCUACCCCAGCGCCAUCCAGUUCGGGGCUGGGGGCAAAGCCGGGGGGGGUGACAGAGUCCCUGCGGGCACCGGGGGGGAGGGCAAGGUGAGCUUCUAUCCCGAGCCGUACCCGCUCAUGUACGGGCACCCCUUGCUGGCCGCCUACCCCUACAACUUCACCUUGCCCGUGGCCUUGAACAUGGUCCUGCCUGACGACAAGCGCCCGGCCCUGCCCUUCCUCCCUGGUGUCUUUGGCUAUGCCGCUGUCAACCCCUGCCGUGGCGGGGGCGAGGACGCGGGGGCGCCCGGCACUGGGGGAGCUGGGGCGGGAGGGGGCAGUGCUGCAGCUGGAGCCCCCCGAGGCGUCCGGGGGGAUCCCCCUGCCCCUGAGCGCUUGAAAAAGGGGAAUGUCCUGUGAUCUGGUGGAGGUGGGAGGGUAGAAGGCGGUGGGGGGUCCCCUCCACUGCCCCAGAGCAGAAAGCUGAGGGUGCAGGGGGUGGAUCUGAGAUCUAGGGGGUCCCAGAGUGUAGAGGUGAGAUCUAGGGUCAGGGGGGUGGAUUUGAGAUCUAGGGAUAUCCAGGGGGCCAGAUCUGAUCUAGGGGUCCCAAAGGGGUAUAGGGGUGUAGGUGAGAUCUAGAGGGGAUUCAGGGGGGAAGAUCUGAGAUCAUGGGAGUCCCAGGGGGGGUGGAGGUGAGAUCUAGGGAGUCCAGGGGGACCCCGGGAUCAGGCCAGAGGAUGCCGGAGCUUGGGGCUAAUCUCUAGGGGUACAGGAGGUGGGUGGAGCUUAGAUGGAGGGGACCCCAUGAGCAAAUGAGGAUAGGAUGAGGGAACCCCCCAAGAGCUCCUCCCCCUGGCUGUGAUUGACAGCUCCCACCCCAAGACAGAGACACCCCCUCCCCCCAAGAGGGACCAAGCCGGGGUAAGGAGGAGGGGGCGGGCUGUGCUUGAGCUCCCAGUUUGCACUACAGAUUCCCAGUAUGGCCCAGUUGCUCUUCCCCCCACAGCCUGGGGGAAGGGGCUUGCAAUAGGAUGAAAUGGUGGGGGAGUCAUGUAGGGGCACAGCUUGAAGGGCAUGCCUUCACCCUCAUUGGUCACUCCCCCAGGUUCCCAGCCAGCGGGGGAGGGCAAGAAGCACAGGCAGUGGGGCCUGGACUGAACCCAGGGGCUUCCACUUCCCUGCUGGGACUUUGUGGGGGGUGUUCCCCGGCAUGGGGGGGCAACUCCCCCCACUGCAUCCAACUGCAGUGCAUCCCUCCCUCUGUGCUGCAGUUUUGCCUUGCAGUGCAGCCUCUUGCAGCAGUGCAGCAGUGCAGUGAACUCCCUUGCUGCAGUGAGGCAUUGUCAGGCGCCCGCCUGCUGCAGUGUGCCCCCUCCCUCCCCCGCAAUGUGGCAUCGCAGUGAGGGGGGGGCAUGCUGUAGUGUGGCAUUGCAGUGCCUCCCCCACUGCAGCAAUACAUCCCCCACCCCUGGCCACAGUGACGUCUUCUGCUGUGGUGAGGCAAUUCAGUGUGUAGCCCUCUGCCACUGUGAUGUUGCAGAGCCCUUUGGCUGCAGUGCCCUCCCCCCCCCCACCAUUUGCAGUGGUGCAUUGCAGCAGUGCCCCCCUUAUGCUGCAGUGAGGCACUGCAGCACUCCUUGCAGGAGUGAUGGGGCGCAGUGCCCCAGUGGGGCAUUGCAACACAACCCCCCGCCCCCUUGCAAUGUUGGGUUAUGUUGCACCCUUUCCCACUGUAGUGUUGCACCCCCUCCCCACUGUGCAGUGAUGUGUCACACUGCAACCCCCCCCCCCUCCACUGCUGGGCCCUGGGAUGCAAUGCAGUGUACAGCGAUGCAAUGUAACCCUGUCCCCCACCCAGCUGGGAUGCAGCGCUCCACCCCCAGUGCAGUGUAUCAAGCCCACUGCAGUGCCCCACCACUGCUGCAGUGUAGUGAGGUGCCUGCCCAUUGUUGCAGUGCACUACAAUAUAUUGCACACCCCCCCCCAGCUGCAGUUUGGAGCACCUCUUGCUGUUGUGUUGCUGUGAACUACCCCCAUUACGGUGCCUCACAGCAGUGUAUCCCAUCCCUCCACCCCCACCCAUCACUGCAGGACCCCUUGCUGGGCUGCUGUUGGCUCCUUGCAGUGUGUGCUGGGGUGCAGUCAGCUGCAGUGUCCACACACACGCGCACACCCAUACUGCAGGGAGCUGCAGUGUGUUGCAGUGACUGCCCACCACAGUGUCAUCACUGCAGCAAGCAGGAGGCGAGAUGGUGCAUUGCCCCUCCUUCCAGUGUAUGCCAGUGCAUUGUGGUGUGUGUGUCUGUGUGUCCCUGCAGCGAGGCAGUGCGUGGCACCUCUGCAGUGUGCCCCCCCCGCCCUUGCAGUACACUUAAUUGCAGCCUGUCCCUUGGCUGUAGUGUGCUCCUGGCACUGUAGCGCAGCACACCUCCGCUUGCUGUGUUGCAGUGUAUAACCCCCCCUCCCACCUGCAAUGGUGCUCUGUGCCUACAGUGAUGCCCCUUCCCAUUGCAGUAUUGCAGUGUGCCAGUCUGCAAAGUUGAAUUGCGGUGUGUCAUCAUCCCCCCCCCCCCGGCACACCAUGCACGUGGGUCCAGGAUCCCCCCCCCCCAGUACUGCAGUUUCCAGUGUUCACAGCACUGUAUUGUGGAUCCGCCUGGCAUGUUUGCAGUGGACAUUCCGCACCCGCCCCACACCUUGCAAUGCAAACCCUGGGUGCAGCUGCAGCCUUAUCUGCCCAUCUUCUGAGCUGGGGCCCAGGGGCCUUGCAGUGCAUUGCAGGACCCAAGGUUCCCAUACACUGCAUCGGACACCCCAGCCCCCGCACGCACAAAUGCACACACCUGCUACCCUGCCCUGCAGUGCACUGCAGGGGCUAAUCUCCCUGUGUACUGCAGGGCCUGCUGCAACGCCCUCCCCCCAGUGCAGCCCCCCACCCACCUCAUGCCACACACUGCAAUGGAAGCCCCUCCCCACUACACUGCUUUGCAGUGUCCCCAGGCUUCCUCCACUGCAGCAGUGCACCGCAAUGUAGCCACACCCCCUCACUGCAGCAAUGCACCCCCCCAUGCAGCAUUGCAUUGCAGCCCCAUCUCCAGCCAGUGCAAUGGGACACCCCCCCCCCUGUAUUGCAGCAGCACUUUGCACUGCAGCUUCCAGAAGGGUCCUGCAGUGCCAGCCCCAGGCUCCACGCAGUGCAGUAGCAUCCCCCCCCCCCCGCACUACAGCACCCAUGCAACCCCAGCCCUUCCCACGUGGCUUUUCAAUGGACAUUCCAGGCCCCCCCCCCCCCCGCUUCUGUGUUUGGCAUCCCAGCAGCCCUUGCUGGGAGGGAGGGGGCUCAUCUCCAGAGGCUGAGAUGCAGCCACCUCUGGGGUGGGACACACCUGGGGUGUAACAGGGAUGUGCCCCCCUCCCCCUUCCAGUACAAGAUGCAGCCACCUAUGGGGUGGGGCACAGCAGCAUAUAACAGGGGACCUGCCCCUGCAUCCAGCACCCAGAUGCAGCCAGUUCUGGGGUAGGACACAGCUGCAUAUAACAUACCCCCCUCCAUACACACCCAGUGUCCAGAGCAGCUGACUCUGGGGUAAGACUGGCUGCAUAUAACACCUCCUCCUCUAUACGAACCUGGUGCCCAUAUGCAGCUGCCUCUGGGGUAAGACUGGCUGCAAAAAACAGGACCACCUUUCUUAGCUAGGUGUAGGGACCCCCCCUUCUCUCUAGGUACUGAGAUGCAGCCACUUCUGGGGUAGCACAUUGCAUAUAACAGACUCCCCUAUACCCAGAUGCAGCCAGCUCUGGGGUGGGCCACAGCUAACUAUAACAUACCUGCCAGUAAUGCAGCGUGGCCAACUCUGGGGUGGCUCCCAGCUGUAUAGAACAUCCCGCCCCACCCCGCACCUCUGCACUCAGAUGCAGCCACCUCUGGGGUAGGACAUGGCUGCAUAGAACACACCCCCCACCCUCCCUUGCUCAGUACCCAGAUUUGCCCAGCUCUGGGGUAGCACAUAACUGCAUAUAACAACCCCCUUCAGCACCUAGAUGCACCCAGCUCUGAGGUAGCUCAUGGCUGCAUAUAACCCCUUUCCCACCAUCCAGAAGCACCUAGCUCUGGGGUAGCACAUGGCUACAUAUAACAACCCUCUACCAAGCACCAAGCUGCCACCAGCUCUUGAGUGGGCCCUGGCUGCAUAUAACAUACCCCUCCUGAACACCCAGAUGCCCCAGCUCUGGGGUACCACACAGUUGCGUAUAACAACCCCUUCCAGCACCUAGAUGCACCCAGCUCUGGGGUAGCUCAGGGUGGCAUAUAACAACCUCCCCCUCCACACCCAGCAGCCAGCUCUGGGGUGGGCUCUGGCUGCACAUGACCCCGUUCCCACCAUCCAGAUGCUCCCAGCUCUGGGGUAGCACACGGCUGCAUAUAACGGAGGCCCAACACCCAUCCAACAGGGUGGGGAGGUUUGCAGAGAGCACCAAAGGCAUUCAGAGGAGGUUGCUGGCCCCACUCCUCACCCCGGGGGGGGGGGGGGGUCCAGCUUUUUGGGGUGGGGGGUCCUGACUAUGUACAUAGCUGUAAGGACUUUUGCACUUUGGCACUGACUUCUCAGCGGGCGCUCAGCUACUGAAUGUAUCGCGUCCCCCCCCCGGCCCCAAUCCCCCCCUGCACCUCCGGUCUAGAGCACUUUAGUGAUGUCAGGAAAAUGGGGUGAAAAAAGCCAAAACCGGGCAAAAAAAAGAAAAAAAAAACCCACCCUUUUCCCCAUCUGUCCAAGCCGCUUUUUUCGGUCUCUUUGUUCUCAGUGUGUGGAUAAAAAAAAUACCAGAGGAACCCCCCCCCCCCCCCCUUCUUGUCGCCCUGUAGAGAAAAUACAGUAUUUAUCUUUCGGCA